CCCCACUUGUGUUUGCAGAUGGAUUGUCAGCACCUGUCACAUGACCUACAAGGUAAUGAGUGCUUAAAUGUGACCAAAUCAGCUGAAUACAUUCAUUUUUUAAUCCUUCCAUUACCUUUAGUUUUUCAUCACAAUUCAUUGCCAUCAUUUUUAAUUGACCCAGAAUAGAAUAUAUAGAACAGAAUAAUUGGGUAUGUUGGUAAAUUAAGCUUUUAAUCGAUUACAAGCAAACACAACAUUUCUUGGAAAUAUGGGCAUGUCCGGUACAUGACAAUGUGUAACUGGUGUCAUCACCACAUUUGCGUAUUCAUUUACACAAUACAGGUUUAAUCAUGCUCCUGCAAUUAAGCUGUCAUGUUUUCUGUCUAAACCAGACUUGUGUUGUGUUUUUAUCACCUGCCCACUAUUAUGCAAAAUAGCUGAGCCUGUCAGGGUUUUAUAUCAACCCAGUGAAUUCUUCCAUCCACACUCAGUUGCUCCUUUUUUGGACAAGACAGCAACUUUUUUUCUAAUUUUAAUUCAAGAGUAACUUUUAUGAGGACAUGGACCUUCGUCUGACACUCCUGUUCAUCUGUAUCUGCAGCAAAGCAGCCAUUAAUGCUGAGGUGGCAGAAAAUGAGUCAAUACCACUGGUGCCAUUGAUGCCCAGCCACCCCGUAGAGAGUGUAGAAACUCAUACAGCACAACCAGAAACUGCAGCUACCAUAGCAUCACCCAUUCCAACAACACUAACAACACUAACUAGUAGGCCCAAUGGGAUAUCAGAGGAAGAGGACGAAGGGGGAUGUCUGUCAAUCAGCCGAAGCCCUCGGUCUAGGGAUGCCGUUGCUGCUGCCAUUCAGAAACUGGGCAUGGAGCUCCUGCAGAACCUGGAGACAACACCAGAGCAGCCAAAUAUCAUAAUCUCUCCGUUCAGCAUUUCAUUAGCCCUCUCUCAACUUGCCCUAGGUGCAGUCAAUGAAACAGAAGAGUUGCUGAUGCAUCACCUCCACGACCAUACUCUGCCCUGCUAUCACCAGUCUCUGCAUUAUGUUCUGAAGCAUCUCAGAAACAAUGAUUUACAAAUUGCCACAAGGAUCUUCCUGCGCAAAGGGUUUGAGCCAAAGGAAAACUUUGUUCUUGAAUCUCAGCGGCUAUAUGACUCAGAACCAGCAGUUUUGGAGAGUCUUGAGCAGAUAAAUGAAUGGGUAGAGAAGGAAACAAAAGGAAAGAUGUCCAACUUUCUCUCAACUUUACCACCAAAUUUGCUCCUUAUGCUCAUUAAUGCCGUCCAUUUCAAAGGAGAAUGGAAAGCUCGAUUCGACCCACGCUUCACCACCAGAGGUGUGUUCUACCUUGAUGACAAGCACAUGGUUGAUGUAGAAGUGAUGGAAGAUGCCAAACAUCCCCUGAGAUUAUUUAAUGAUAAUGACCUGGACGCCCAGGUAGCAAGCUUCCCAUUCCUGAAGUCGAUGAGCCUGUUGGUAGUCAUGCCCAUGUCCAGCCAGGUGAAUAUGACUUCACUGGCUGCAAAGAUAAAUAUCACUGACCUUUAUGACCGUCUGCCAAGGGAGAGAGCCGUUCAAGUUAAAGUGCCCAAAUUCAAGCUGGAGUAUACUCAAGAGCUACAGGAUGUUUUCAUCAAAUUAGGCCUUGGAGAAAUGUUUUUCAAUCCCAACUUGGCUGAAAUGGCUGAAGGCCCCCUGCUGGUGUCCAGUGUUCUGCAUAAAUCCACCAUGGAGAUAAAUGAGGAGGGGGCGGAAGCAGCUGCAGCCACUACUGUGGUCAUCUCACGGGCAUCAAACCCUGUUUUCCACCUCACUCAGCCCUUCUUCUUUGCCCUUAUGGAUGACGCGACUAAAAUACCAGUCUUCAUGGGUGUGAUCAACAACCCUAAUCCUGAAGGUCCUGUCUUGCAGAGAGGAGAAUUUGGAAAUAAAGAUAAAGUGGGAUACCCUCUUGACAAGAAUCAUGUUGGCUCAUUCGGAGGCCCACCUAAAUAGGGACUUAGCACAGCUGCCACACAGAAAACCAGACCAAGACUAUGAUUGAUUGUACAGAUUAAAUAUACAGUAUUGCUUAGUUUCAUUUGGAUAUAAAUACACUGAAAAGCCUGGUCGCCCCCCCCCCUUAAAUAUUCCUUAUAAAAACAGAUUUGCUACUUCUUCUUUUUUUUCAAGACGUUCUGGUUAAGCAAUUCGUUUAAACAUUUUAUAUUUACAUGGAAUUUUCAUGCAAGAAAUCAUUGAGUAAAAACUGUUUAUCUCUGAGUUUCUGUAACACGUUCACUGUCUGCUGUGUCAAAAUAUAUUGCCCAUUAAAGCUGAAAUAUUAUCACAUCAUUGUGAAUGCAGCUAAUGUUUUUGAAAUAUUUUACUGUGGAAUAAUAAAC
Molecule: messenger RNA, 2371 nt
Organism: Sphaeramia orbicularis (orbiculate cardinalfish)
Lineage: Eukaryota; Metazoa; Chordata; Actinopteri; Kurtiformes; Apogonidae
Gene: serpinf2b
Product: serpin peptidase inhibitor, clade F (alpha-2 antiplasmin, pigment epithelium derived factor), member 2b
Biological process (GO): negative regulation of endopeptidase activity
Molecular function (GO): serine-type endopeptidase inhibitor activity
Source: RefSeq, a predicted model, not a curated record